Molecule: messenger RNA, 4217 nt
Organism: Anopheles funestus (African malaria mosquito)
Lineage: Eukaryota; Metazoa; Arthropoda; Insecta; Diptera; Culicidae
Gene: RhoGAP54D
Product: serine-rich adhesin for platelets
Exons: 6
Coding region: 373-3615 (1080 amino acids)
Biological process (GO): regulation of small GTPase mediated signal transduction; signal transduction
Cellular component (GO): cytoplasm
Molecular function (GO): GTPase activator activity
Source: RefSeq, a predicted model, not a curated record
AUGACCGAGCGCUCUGCAGUGGUGCAACGGCCUUUUCACAGUUGGUUGGCGAUUCGAAAUCAAACCGAUUGACAGACAGAUACAAAAUAAAAUAUACCGCACUUUUUUGUACGGGGCCGUUUGCCUGCGAAUUCUGUGGGCUUUACUUCGGAUUGCCUUUGUUUCGAUUACUGUAGCUGUUAAGUGGCGUCAAUACGUUCAGCUUUCCUCGGAUGAAAUGUGUGUCAAGUGUACGAUCUCCGAUCGAGUUAUGUUAGCUUUGUUCAAAAGCCUUCGAUGAGCAGUGAAACCUACGCUGGAAGGAACAAUCGAAAGCAUCUGCCAGAGUGUUGAUAGGGAACAGAAGAAAGUGAGGCAUUAGCCUGCGUUUGUAUGAUGACGGAUGUUGAAGAGUCCACCAAGGUACGAUUGGAUCAGGAAAUUGCCAACAGAUUGCAAAAUGAACACCCGGAACAGUUUAAUACGUUGGUUCGGAUGCACCUGUCGUUUGAACUGGAUCUUAACACCGAUACGGAAAACGAUCCAGCCGGACUAGAUAAGCAAAAGUUGAAGAAAUGGAAAGGAUUUCACAAGAAAGCGAAGGGAUGCACAUCGGCCAAAGCGACCUCACCGGAAAUGGCAAAAGCUGCACUGACGAAGGCAAACAUCGAUGACCUGAAACAGCUUAUUGCGUUCCUAGAGCAAGAAGAGAACAUCUCUCAGGAAGGCAUUUUCCGUAAAACCGGUUCAUUAACGCGUCAAAAUGAACUGAAAAACUUGCUCUUGCAAGGCAAUAUGUUACCACUGGAUGGGACCGGUUACACAGCGCACGAUUGUGCUAGCGUGUUGAAAAGUUUCCUGGCCGAUCUACCGGAACCACUACUUACCGAGCUUUACUAUCCAGCGUACUGCCAAGUGGCCGAUUCGUUUCAUUCGAAGGAAGGUUCCCAAGCAACCCGCAGUGACGAUCGUUUGUUAAAUGCCUUACAGCUGCUCUUGCUUCUUCUUCCGGAGGAAAAUAAUAUUCUCCUGCGGCACAUUAUCGAACUGUUACAUCUCACGAUUCAGCACGAGGCGACAAAUAAGAUGUCGGCUGUAAAUUUGGCCACGCUUUUCACACCGCACCUAAUCUGUCCGCGCAAACAAUCGCCGGAGGCGCUGCACACAACCGCACAGCAUAUGUCCGGUAUCGUAGGUUUCAUGAUCGAAACGGGGCAGCGUUUGUUCCACAUUCCCUCGAAGCUGGCCACCGAUAUACGUGCGUACUUUGUGGAGCAACGACGUCGCAAAACCAUGUCACCCGAGCACAUUCUGAACGAAUCAACCACAUCCGAUUCGGUGGCCAACACGGUGUACACGUUCGUCGAUCGUGAGAAGACGGCCGAGGCACACAUCAUGAAUUCUACUGACACAGCACUAGCGCAGCUGUACGCUCACAUCCAAAGUUUGCCCGAAUCGUCCAAGAAGAAAAAGUUGGUGAGCAAAUUUAAUCGCCAGAAUGGGUAUGGAACACCGCUGCAGGUUCUGAUGCUGCGAGAGAAGAAUGCUUCCGGAGGAACGGCUUCCGGGAGUGGUGGAGGGUUGAAGUAUCCUCGCUCGAUAAGUGAUUCUAUUAAGCGGCACAUCUUCCACAAGUCGCUCAUGUCGCGGACACCUAAACAAAGGACAGGCAGUGGUAGCCAGACACCGACCACGUUCCAGACCCCGAGCGGAACGAGCUACGGCAGUGGUGGCCCAAGACAGCGCGUUCUUUUCCAGAGUCCCGUCUCAGCGUCCGAUUCACCGGCCAGUGUUGGUUCUCCUGUUUGCAUAAAGCGUUGCUCCUCCGUUUCGUCUUCGUCUUCAUCGCUUUCCUCAAUGUCAUCGCACUCGUCGGCGGGAAACACUAACGCUGGGUUCUUGGUGCGAACGAGCAGCAGUGAAAGUAGUUGCAGCACUUCAAGCACACUUGAGCAAAAGUCCAUCCGUGGGGUAGAAGUAUCGAAGAAUGAAACACUCAAACGAAGAUCGUCCGGCGAGUUAGGGGAAAAAUUCCCCGACGAGCAACGGGAGAACGAAUUGGAUGCAUCUUCGGAACGUAAACGAAGUAGAGUGGAUGAGCGUACGGAAAAGGAACAAGUGGGACGAUCGAAAUCAGCACUGAUGGUACGUUUCGGUAACGUCGAUACGGUAAGCGGUUGCAAUUUGAUGGAAGACAACGAACCGCCUCCUCCCGAGGAUGAUGAAGAUUUUGUUGAGCAGGAAGAUGACGAUAUUGGUGGAAGUGAAAAUGAGGAUGGUGGGGAAUUUUCCACCGACGAACUCCUGCUGGACGCUGACGGAGAGCAAAUCGUUGCGGAUGAUUUUGAAGACUGUGAAAGGAUACUGAGCGAUACCGAGGAAGAUCGGUACGGUGCAUCGGUUCUUGGUGAAACUCGCUCCCGAUACCGUUCGGAACCAAACCUAAGUACUAUCGGAUACCACCAGCAUCAGUGCCGGGGAAAUUUAGAUCAGAAACUACUGAUCGCACGCAACGACGAGGUACCCCGGUUGAAAGGAAGAUUAAGCGAUGAAAAUUCACAUAUCGAAGGAAAAUCUCAACCCGUCACUCCGGGCACAUCAGCUGGCGGUUCAACUAAGCAGCGAAUCAACUUCUUCAAAAACAAGCUCAUCAAGGGUGUAUCGAUGGGAAAUUUGCGUUUCCCAUUCGUUAGCGAUGGCAGCAAGGGAAGCAAAAAAAGCAACAACCGAUCCGUUGAAACACUAAAUCGCACGGGUUUAAAAACGGCGCACGACGCUACAAUGGCGCGUGAUAAUUUUGCAGACUAUAGCUUUCUGCCUACGCUGCGAUCAUCCGUACCGAUCGUAUCGACCGGAUGCACGGCGAACAAUGGAUCGAGCGAUGAUAAUUCCAACGAAUUGCCCGAAACACAACCACCGGUACAGGCGAUUGGUUGGACGGCAAAUUGUUUAACCAGUACACCCGGACCGUCAACACUCAUUGGCGGGCGCAAUUCAAUGUCGCCCAUCACGAAAAGUACCCAAAGGAUGCCCAAAUCGAUGCAGGAAUCGAUCAUGACACCGAGAUCACGCAAACCGGUCAUGUUGCUAGCCGCCAUGAAUGCGAACGAUCCGCAACAACUCUCCACGACUUGCGCCAGUUUCUCAAGCCUGAAAGAGGAAGAUGAAGAAAUGGACCUUGAACCGGCGGCAGCUGUUUCUACGCUAAACGGUGGCGCUAUACCAUCGUCAUCCCGUUUCGGCAACGAAGUGGGCCUGCCAUCGAUACCCACUCACUUCCCUACUAAAGGUAACAUUGACUCCGGUUGUGUGGUUGUUCAUGGUGGUGGUUGUGGUGAUGUGGCUGAGGGAGAUCAAGUGUCGGCUUCUUUGACGAGUCCCUUUCGAGAUUACCUGCUCAGUCGCGGUUUGAUGCCAACGGAAAGCCCUGCGGAUUUAUCGUUCGCUAGCCAGUCGGAUGAUUUUGAAUCAUCAGCGGAAAUUUUGGACCAACUUAGUGAAUCUAAGAUGAGCGAAAGCUUGCUGUACUGUAUGAAUGGUAACGAGCCAAAGGAAAAGGAAGUUACGAAAGUGCCAGCAGCAGUACAGCGGUUAUUUGAGCGGGUCGAUUCCGAGCUGGACGAGACGGCACUGUGAGUGGGAAUCAGUUGUUCCCCUAAACUCGUAGAGAAAGAGGAACCGCUUGAACAAGAGUAACAGUCAAUCAAAAUUUUAACCGUUUGCUCGUACAUACGCAAGUGAGUAACGUAUCAAGUUUGCAGACAAAAGACGAAGCAGCAAAACGUCUGCUUGAAGUACAUUUUAAUUCAUUAUUGUAGUUUCAUAACAUCAUAGCCUUAUAAUGGACACAUCAGACGGUCUAUGGAUUGUUAAGGUCAGUAUAGCCGAACUCAACAACUCAUAUGCCUAGAUACGAACAUUUGACUUCGGUAUCUCAAACCAGAGAUGACGGUAUACAACCAAAUGAGGAGACGAAUUGUCAGUCAGUCAUUUCCCCUCAUAUUGGAUGUCGCACGGAUUGGCGGUGUAAUGAUUAUGGAUAAGAAGAAGGUAAUUAAUUGUUAAUCAUAUGUUUUGAUAAAUUCAGUAUGAUACUCAGCGCUUUCAAAAGCCACAGACAUACUUCUUCAGUACUGAUACAUUGGUACAAAAGUUGUUAAGAAAUUGUAUCAAUAACUUAUGAGAUUUUUUUCUUUGUGGAAAAGGCUUGUACUUUUGAUCAUACUAAUAUACAUAUA